Daldinia childiae is the source of this 936-nucleotide messenger RNA. RefSeq lists its product as uncharacterized. NCBI's taxonomy places the organism in Eukaryota, Fungi, Ascomycota, Sordariomycetes, Xylariales, Hypoxylaceae. Gene Ontology annotation, molecular function: acyltransferase activity, transferring groups other than amino-acyl groups. The coding region runs from base 1 to 936 and encodes 311 amino acids. The transcript has 3 exons. The record is from RefSeq and is a predicted model, not a curated record.
AUGGAUAAACAAUGUGGCCAUGGGUCUGACGAGGCGCAAUCGCUCAAGGAGCAACAAUUCCCAGCCCAAAGACCUUCACCUCAUAAUCACUCGCGUGUCACAUUCCUGGAGGAGCCUGAAGUCACCACCAUUGAGAGCUCUUGGGCGAGUAAGCAAAGAAACCGAGCCACGAUGAUAAAGCAACUUUACGAAGUUUUUUCUGGCGCUGAAGUUACCGAUGAUAUGCUCUCAGAAGCCGCAAAGCUUUUCAGCGAUAACUAUGGGGUCUGGGGAAAGAAAUCGCCAUUGUCAGGUAAACGUGUCAGCUUUAAUGCUCGGCGUCUGCGAGAACAAUGUCUUCCCGAUGCUGCUGAAACUUCCUACGUUCGGGUGACCGUCGAUGGAACUCUUGCCGGUAAUGCAUUUGUUUGUCGCUGGAGCUAUAAUGGCAUGACAGUCUGUUGGAUUACUCAACUAGUUGUGGUAGAGGAAUACCGUGAGCGCGGGCUUGCAACUGGCCUUUUGAGAGCUAUGCGGGAGGAUACGGACGAUGUUUACGGUAUCGCAAGCUCUCAUCCAGCUGCGUGUCUGGCGGCUGCUAAGGCGUUCGGAACCACAAUCGAAAGAGUUUCGCUCAAUUUUAUUGCUAAGAAUGCUGCUUCGAUCAUGGAAGCAUCACCAAUAUCCUACAUUCGGGAUUCAGCACUACGCGGUUCUCUCUUCGAUAAUAAAGAUUCGACUGGGCUGGUUUCAGGUGUAGACACUAAAUUCUUCGUAGACCAUGAUGAGCCACUUGAAGUAUUGAAUAAAGUCCGAGGGUUAUGGGACUGGCCGCUGGGGGAAUUGCUGGAUGGGCAUGAAUACCUUUUAAUCAUACAGGGAAGACGUCGCCGAUCUAAGUCCCAAUUACUGCGCGAGCAAGCCGGCGAAGACAAUGUAUCCAAUGAUCACCCAUAG